AUGAACCGUUCUUUCUCCCCGUCUUCGGUUCGAUCCAUCCGACCGAACCAGCCUCUGAGGAAACCAUCCACCCUCCCCGUGGGCGUUCCCGCUCUGACUCCGCCUUCCAGACGUCUGACAUCACCUGGUACAGUGCCUGUUCCACACGUGGCAAGCCUGGGUGCUCUAAAUGCCUUGGACAAGAGGGUUAAAUCUCCAUUCUUAGGCACUGCACCUCCAGAUACAUACUUUUGCAACUUCUGUGGUCAGCAAGGAAAUUUUCGGUGCAAAGGCUGCAAGAAGACGCCCUACUGUUCUGUGGCAUGUCAGUCAAAAGACUGGAAGGUGCACAAAGACAUGUGCAAGUCCAGUGAUGGAGACACUGUCAAAGAAAAGUCCAAGGAAAGCUGUGCUUCACCGGUGUUGGGAGACAGAGCCAGUCUUCUCGAGUCAAAGCACAGUGAUGGGCCCUGCCAGCAGAGAGUCUAUUUAAAGGACUUGUACCUCACCAAAAUUAUUAAGGGAACAGAUGUCCAGGCAUCACUAUUGGAGUUCUACAGCCCGAGCAGGUUUUUCAUCUUUGUCCAAAGUCCUGAGGUGCGAGAAGCCCUGCAAAACAUUAGCAUGGAACUUCAGAAAACCUACGGCAGCUGCCCCUCUACAAUGGUUUAUACACCCUGCCAGGGGGAGGUUUGCGCAGUUCAGUUCUCCUGUGAUAUGAACUGGUACAGAGGCCUGGUCCAGACUUUGGCUCCUGAUCACAAGACUGCGAAGGUCCUUUACAUUGACUUUGGCAACGAGGAGGAUGUUCCCAUACAGAGAAUCAAGCCCCUUAAUGCCAACAUUCAGCUUUUUUGUCCAUGUGCGAUGGAGUGCCACAUUGCUGGGGUGGUGCCCGUGAACAGCAGCUGGUCAGGCGAGUGCUGUUUGGCUGUAAGACAGAUGUUGGCUGGAAAGACUGUGACCGUUAAGUUGAUUGAAACACUUGAGAGUGGUCACGUCCAUGCUGUGGAUAUUAUGCUUUCUUUGGGAAACCGGCUGAGCACAUUCCUUAUCGAACACGGUUAUGCAAUGAAGGAAAUGGCUGCCGUAACCCCAUCUGAGCAAGAAAUAAGUGGUAUGCUAUGUGCAUCUUUGGAGAUCUUCAAGCGUUUCUCUGGUGGAAAGGAUGAUAACAUCCGGGCUGAGGCACCAAAGGCACAGUCACAGGCAGUUGGUGACUCCUUCUCUGUUGUGGUCACCCACUUCCAGUCACCCACCAAAAUCAUUGUUCAGAAAGUAGAGAAUGCCGGAAUGAUUCAGGAGAUGCAAUUGAAGCUGAAGGAACAUUGCUGCAAGUCUCCAGCUCCUCUGAACUUCAGACCUGCUCCUAGUACCGCUUGUUGCGCCCAGUUCUCAGAGGACAAGCAGUGGUACAGGGCUAAAAUCCUGGCAUAUUCAUCAGAAGAACGAGUCUGUGUUGGCUACAUUGAUUUUGGCAACUCUGAGGAGGUGGAGAUCAGACACCUGCGCCCAAUCACUGCGUCUCUUUCGGCUCUGCCGAUGCAGGCUAUCCCAUGUGGACUAGCUGGGGUGCAGCCCGCUGAAGAAGACUGGUCGGAGGAAUGCCUGCUGGCUCUAAAACGAAGAAUCUGCAACCGAGUAUUGCGAGUUGAUAUCCAGGGAGCACACAAGGGCAAUGCUUUGAUGACUAUGAUCGAUGAGAGCAGUGAUCCUCAGGACAACAUCGCCGAGCUGUUGAUCUCUGCUGGCUAUGCACUUCCUGCUACUAUCACCAAUGACCAGCAGGCUGAGCAGAAACCUGCUGCUGCUGCAGAACCACAUGUGUCUAACAUGCCCCGUGAGCCUCUGCUGUGGUCCAGUGCCGAGCUCCCUCGUGACGGGCAGACAGUGAUGCUGCUAUCCAGUGUUGUGGUCAACCCUAGCGAGUUUUACUGUCACAUCAACAAUCCUGCAGACAAUCGACAGCUGGUGCAGCUGGGGGCCGAGUUGAAGCAGCUUUGUGAAGAUGUUGCACCUUUCACACCCAAAGUGGGAGAACCCUGUUGUGCAAAGUUUCCUGGGGAUGGGGCAUGGCAUCGUGCUAUGGUGCAGCAGCUGCUUCAAGAUAGUGUGUCUGUUUACUUCGUGGACUACGGCUACAGCAUUCAAGUGAAAAACAGCUGUGUUAGAGCCAUCGAACCCAAACUCCUGGUUUUACCUUUUCAGGCCAUCCGCUGCUGGCUUGCAGGCGUGGAGCCACUGGGAUUGGAAUGGAGCAGUGAAGCCACGUUGUGGUUCCAAAGUCUCGUGGACGGCCACCAGCUCUCAGCACGUGUCCUCGCACUCACUGAACAAGGCUAUGGCGUGGCGCUGGAGAGCAGAGGGCUGGAUGUGGCGGAUGCCCUAAUUUCUCAGCAACUAGCCAGAGGUUCCGGGCAAACUGAGCGGCUUCCUGAUCUCACGGCCAAAGAAGCACGUACAAGCAAGAGCACUGUAGCCAAGAACCAAGAGAGUGUAAAGGAAAUGGAAGACAGCCAAAAGCAGCUCCAAGCCUCCAACCAGACAGCUGCCAGCUCCCAGGAUGAGCCAUCUGAAGAGCUGAGUGCAACAGUGAAAUCAGAAGCAGAGUCUUUCCCUUUGGACUGGAAGACAGUGGAGCUGCCUGUCAAUGAGAUGUUCCAACCUUACUUUGCUGCCAUCACCAGUCCUUCCCUCUUCUACCUGGUUGGGUCAAACCAAGUUGAACCUAAUAAGCUUCGGGAGGUGAUGGUGGAGCUGGCCGCCUACUGCAGCACCAAGCAGGCCUCAGUGGCCGCAAGCAGACCCGCACCAGGAGCAGUCUGCUGUGCCCAGUUCUCUGCUGAUAAUAACUGGUACCGUGCGGUGGUCCUGGAGGUUGCCGAGAAUGAGAUCACCGUCAUCUACGCAGACUAUGGGAACAUUGAGCAAGUGCCAUGUUCCAGAAUUUUGGCUAUCCCUGUGCACCUGCUGCAGCUCCCCUUUCAGAUAGUUCGCUGUGCCCUCAUUGGUCGAGAACAUUUUCCUACAGUGUGGCCAGCAGAAGUGCAGCAGAUGUUUCGGGACUUGCUGUCGCAGGGUGUCCUAGCCACUGUCCAGUCCUUUGAUGGGUCUGUUAAUCUGCUUUCACUCACUCUGACCACUGAGGGGGGCAGGAGUGAUGUCACGGCUUUGAUCUUGAAGGCACUACAGGCUCAGGUCAAGACCCCUCCUUCUCCAGCCACCCCUGUGUUAUGUGAUCGUACUACAGCUGCCCCCAACUGCCCUCAAUCCACUAGGAUCCCUGAAACCCAUAAAUCGCUGGACGACCCACCUGCUACAACACCAGACUCACCCAAAACUCUCCCACAUACCACUUCUGCUGAGAGAGUUGAUGAAAAUGAAGUGCAAAUGAGGUCACCAUGCAGAAUCGAUACAAAGAAUAAUGAUCUUCAGAACCCUUCCUGCUGCUGUCUGAGUUUGAAGAUGAAGAUCGACCACCUGGAACAGUUGAUGCAGCUGCAGAUUUCUCUCAUCAAACAGUUAACAGGACAAACGUAAUCUUCAUCCUAACCUCGUUCCUUAUCUUACACUUUAUUUGCCAGUUUGUUCAACCAGUUUUAUUUUUCAGUUCAAACUCCAGAAGCUGCCACCGGUUCAUUUACAAUUUUGUCUUUAAAAGGAGUUUUAAGUUUGUGUGUCUGAAUUUGACAUUUUUUAUUUCAAAUCAUAAGAAUGUUUUGAAGUUUGUUUGUUUGUUUGUUUGUUUUUUUUAAAGUAAGUGAGGUUUUCUAUGUUAAAGAUGUUAUAAAUAACUGAAAUCAGUUUUAAGUUCCUCUGUCGUGCGUGCUGUACUGCUGUCUGGUUGUAUUCAUGUUCAGCUGGAUUUGUGUGUCUGUGAUUUCAAAAACAAGAAAAUGUGUUCAAGUGGCUUCAGGUAUCUUUUUUUUUAAUGAC
Molecule: messenger RNA, 3915 nt
Organism: Thalassophryne amazonica
Lineage: Eukaryota; Metazoa; Chordata; Actinopteri; Batrachoidiformes; Batrachoididae
Gene: tdrd1
Product: tudor domain containing 1
Exons: 25
Coding region: 1-3519 (1172 amino acids)
Source: RefSeq, a predicted model, not a curated record